Messenger RNA from Clunio marinus, 252 nucleotides. The record is from the annotation of a GenBank genome assembly. Lineage: Eukaryota; Metazoa; Arthropoda; Insecta; Diptera; Chironomidae.
AUGAAGCAAAAACUAGAUGACAAUGACAAUGACGAUGAUAACGAUAGAACGGAAAAAACGGUCAUCACAUUAGCAAACGACAGAAGGUGGAACAAUUCAAAGCUUUUCCCACAAGGCAGUGCAACAAGCAAGACAGAAUGUGGUGUGGCCUUGACCAACAAACAAUGCAACUUAGUCACAUCUAAACGUUAUUAUAACAACAAAUACAUCAACAAUAUUGACUCUUCAGCUUGUUCUUCAUUUAUUUAUUGA